AUGGCCAAUUUCGCGCACCGUGUCUUGUAUGUGGUGAGAGACAAGGACGAUGAUGACCCGAAGCCAGGACCACCGCCACCCAAAGAAACAAACUCUGCUCAAGCCGCCUCAGGAGCUCUACCCAUCGCGACCGGAUCCCUGGCCAGUACUGUCCCAUCAUCGACAUCUACAACAUUGCCAACAUCAGGAUUAUCGGGAACAUCGGGAACAUCGGGAUACUCAGAAGGAUCGGGGUCAUCAAGGAAUAGCUUCGGCCCGGCAGAAAGUGCAGGAAUCGGUGUCGGAGUCGCCCUUGCGCUACUGGCCAUAGCCCUAGGAGCAUGGUUCUUUAUACGGCGCAGACGAAAGCGCAGACUGAGGAAAGCCUCGCUCGGCUCAUCGACGCCUGAUACCGAAGCCGGCCUCGCAAACAAAGAAUACGGCCCACCCAGCAUCAAAGAGAUGGAAGCCGAGAGACGAGCAUCCGAGCUAGCUGCCCACAUGGGCCCAGUCGAAGUUCCAGGCGACCCAGAGUUCGUGGCCGAGCUGGAAGGCUCGAAUGCCGCCAUCGGGGCGGUCGCAGAGAAGAAAGAUCGCGAGCGUCUUUUUGCUGAUGCGCCGCUCGAUGAACCAGGUGACCGUGAUGAGUUUGGCUUCAGCAGGAAUAACAGCAGGAGCGAUGUCAAGGGCGGCAUCGAUUUCAAAGGCUCCAACGUCAAGAAAUCUGACUCCUAG
This is a messenger RNA of Bipolaris maydis ATCC 48331, 714 nucleotides long. RefSeq lists its product as uncharacterized. NCBI's taxonomy places the organism in Eukaryota, Fungi, Ascomycota, Dothideomycetes, Pleosporales, Pleosporaceae. The record is from RefSeq and is a predicted model, not a curated record.